Vanessa atalanta (red admiral) is the source of this 954-nucleotide messenger RNA. RefSeq names its product ribosome maturation protein SBDS (gene Sbds). The transcript has 2 exons. The record is from RefSeq and is a predicted model, not a curated record. The coding region runs from base 164 to 919 and encodes 251 amino acids. Lineage: Eukaryota; Metazoa; Arthropoda; Insecta; Lepidoptera; Nymphalidae. Gene Ontology annotation, biological process: cytosolic ribosome assembly; ribosome biogenesis.
GUCUUAUUUUUCGAUUCUAUUGAAAACUGAAUAUAUACAUAAUAAAAAACUCUCUGUACAAUUGUUGUUUAUUGUACAUAAUUACUUUGACGUUUCCAGAGUUCUCAUAUUUAUCAAAAUAUAGAUGAGUAUUUAAUUUUUCGAUACGAUCAAAUAAUUUAAAAUGUCUAAAAUAUUUACUCCAACAAAUCAAAUUCGCUUAACAAACGUUGCUAUCGUAAGGUUAAAAAAAGGUGGUAAAAGGUUUGAGAUAGCUUGUUACAGAAAUAAAGUAGUAUCUUGGAGAAAUAAAUUAGAGAAAGAUAUUGAUGAAGUAUUACAGACUCACACUGUAUUUACUAAUGUGUCGAAGGGUCAAGUAGCUAAAAAGGAUGAUUUGGUUAAAGUUUUUGGUAAAGAUGACCAAACUGAAAUAUGCAAAGAAAUAUUGGAGAAAGGUGAACUACAAGUUUCAGAUAAGGAAAGGCAUUCACAGAUAGAUGCACUUUUUAAAGAUAUUGCUACUACUGUAGCAGACAAAUGUGUGAAUCCUGAAACGAAAAGACCAUAUCCAGUGUCUAUCAUAGAAAAGGCAAUGAAAGAUAUACACUUCUCAGUGAAUGUAAAUAAGAGUGCAAAACAACAAUCUCUUGAUGUAAUACCUUUAAUAAAAAAAGAUAUACCACUUGAACGGGCACAGAUGAGAGUAAGAAUUUUGUUGAGUGGAAAAGAAGCUCGUAAAGUGAGAGACAAAGCUGUCAAAUUAGCUACUAAUGUUGAAGAAGAGCAUUGGGAAUCAGGUACAGCAAAUGUUAUAUGCCUUAUUGAUCCUGGAAGCUUUAGAAUUUUAGACGAAUUGAUUAAAACAGAAACUAAAGGCACUGGACAGUUUGAAUUAUUAAACCUUAAAGAAAUGAUUGAAGGCGAACAAGCACUAUAAACUUGUCCAUUAUCUGUAAUAUAUAUAUUAAUUAU